AUGACAUCCAAUCUGAUAGAUAUAGAUAGUUUAAUUGGUGAUGAUAACAAUAAUAAUAAUAGUAAUAGUAAUAUAAAUAACAAUAAUAGUUUAGAUUUAUUUAAACAAAAUACAUUUAGAAGAUUUGGUAUUGAAGUUUAUUGUAAAAACAACAACAACAAUAGUAAUAGAAAAGAUACUUUAAUAGAUACUAAAGGAUAUAGAUUAUCGGUAUUACCGUUUUUCUUUAAGAAUAGAGUGAAUUUCCUACCUAGGUCACAACAGCAACAGAGUAGUAGUCCAAUUAGAACGACCAAUCAUAUACCGGUACCACCUUCUUACAAUGCAUCUGAAGACGCUGGAAUACCUACACAGUUGAAUCAACCGAUAUUCGACAUCCUCUCGAAAUCGAAAUACAUAUCCACACAGACACAUGAGAAUCUCUGUGAAUUCAUAGCUGCUGAACCUUCACAAAAACAUCAUGUUAUAUCUGAAGAUUAUGAUCUUUCUUUAUCUAGUAUGAUGAAAGAUGGUCCGCUGACAUCAGAGCAAAUCGGAUCUUUUUCAUAUCAAAUAUUGAAAGGAUUGGUUCAUCUUCAUCAAAAUCGUAUCACUCAUAGAAAUCUAUCAACAGAGAAUAUAAAGUUAGAUUCAAAUAGAAAUAUUAAGUUAUCGAAUUAUUCACUAUAUUAUCUAUCGAAUCAAGGUGAGAAUGUAGCAUUUCCAAUUGGUAAUCUUUGUAAUUUGUCACCGGAAUCGAUAUUGAGUGAUCGUGAUCUGAAAGGCUCGAGCAAUCCAAAGUGUGAUGUCUGGUCGUUGGGUUGUAUCAUCUUGGAGAUGGCAUUCGGACAUUGUCUAUGGUACGAUAAAGAUCCAUCGGUUGUACUCAAUCGUCUUUUAUAUCUCUCGAAUCUACCAUCCAACCAAACAUACAAUAUAAAGACACAACAAUUUGAAUUGAUAAAUAAUGGUACUGUAGUAGCUGAUAACACUAAGAGUAAUAGUACGAUUUCAAAGAUUCUAGAGAAUCAAAGUAAUAUGAAGAGAUUCCUUAGGAAUGCACCAUCACCAGGUUUGGAUUGUUUGCCCGAUUUACUGGUGCAGUUUAUCAAUUGCUGUUUGACUGUCAACUCUGAGACACGUCCGUCCUCUGCAGAGCUGCUGGAACAUCCUUAUUUCGAUGCGAUACGCAAGGUCGAUCGGUAUGCGCCGGUCUAUGUGGAGCGACCAGCAGUAAAGUCACUGGAGUUGCCCGAUGACUUGGAGGCGAAUGCCGAAUCGAUUCUCAAUGAUACCGGCAGUCAAGAUAGAGAUAUAUUCUCGGGUGCUGAGAUAUACUAUCUCUGGAGGUUGGCAGGUGGUGAUAUCGAGCGAGAGUUGGUGGCACAAGGGCUAGCUAAUCCUUCGCCAUCCGUCCACAAACUUCCGCUUUUCGUACCGCUUGUCAAGUCUGGAACAACAACAGCUUCUUCUUCACCAACCAUGUCGAAUUCACUUGGUGACUUGCUAACAGUGGCGUCGACGCCAAAGGAAUCAUCUUCACAACAACCAAACAACAACAAGACAACUAAAUUUGGAGAUUAUAAAGCUGUACUUUAUAAUUCUAAAACAUGUGUUUUGUCAAUCGAUAGAAUUGUCGAGAGAAUCAGACAGGCCUAUGGAAUUAGAAAUGAAUUGUUGGAAGCUGAUAAUAUCGGUGGAGAUGGCUAUCUAUUUGGCAGUGGAACAAGUAGUAAGCAGAGUGGAGUCGCCGGUAGUUCUCAGAGAACACCGGAUCAAGAGUUGGAAUAUCAGAUUGCAAGACUGGCUGCUUUCCACGACGCUCUCUACAACGAUGCUCUCGAGAAAUUCAACAUCACUCCACUGAGUACCACCAUUUCGAAAUCGGUCAGUAACAUCGACGAUGAGCUGUGGUGGAUGAAAGAAGUACCAAUGGAAAAGAAGAAACAAGAACUGUUCCCGCGAAUGGGUAUACACGAUUUGAUCAACAAUCCAAACUCAAAGAUUCUCGAUAUUCGACCAUCGAAACAAUUCCAACAGUGUCACUAUCCAAACUCUGUAAAUAUCAAUUAUAUACACACUGCCACACCAGCCAACCAACAACAGAAUCCACAUCAAAUGCAUCUCGGUACACUUCAACAAGCAAGCUCAGUUGCACAGCAGCAAGUGGCAACAACCACUCAACAGAAACCACCCAAACCUUUUAACCCAGCAAUACUCGAACAAUAUCGUGGACAUCCAAUCGUCGUAAUAGCAGGUCGUGGUGACGAAGGAGUAGACUUUUGUAACCAAUUGGUUCGUUGGAAAUUCCCAUUCGUAGCACUACUCAAUGGUGGAAUGGAUGCACUCGAGCAUGGUGCACAAACACUUUUAAUAACCAAUGAAUCAUAA
Molecule: messenger RNA, 2370 nt
Organism: Heterostelium album PN500
Lineage: Eukaryota; Evosea; Eumycetozoa; Acytosteliales; Acytosteliaceae
Gene: tbck
Product: RabGAP/TBC domain-containing protein
Exons: 4
Coding region: 1-2370 (789 amino acids)
Biological process (GO): protein phosphorylation
Molecular function (GO): ATP binding; protein kinase activity
Source: RefSeq, a predicted model, not a curated record